Molecule: messenger RNA, 714 nt
Organism: Arachis duranensis
Lineage: Eukaryota; Viridiplantae; Streptophyta; Magnoliopsida; Fabales; Fabaceae
Product: ATP synthase subunit 9, mitochondrial
Exons: 1
Coding region: 353-601 (82 amino acids)
Biological process (GO): proton transmembrane transport; proton motive force-driven ATP synthesis
Molecular function (GO): proton transmembrane transporter activity
Source: RefSeq, a predicted model, not a curated record
UAUAAGAUCGAAAAGAAUGAAUGCAUUGAUUGCAUUUCAAGUGAGAUGUCCAAGAGAAAGGGAACGAGGGGAAGAAGCGACGAAGAAAAGAAGUGAAUGAAAAAGCAUGGCAUGACGAGAAUGGAGAAAUUCGAGAUGUUAGAAAGUGCAAAAUCUAUAAUAGCAAAAAUCCGAGAGGAUUACCUCGUUGUUCUUUGUCUCAUAAUAAUUAUUCUGCUUCUGAUCUUCCUAUACUAUUACUUUGACCAAUCUAACAAAUUGGCUUUAGAAUUAAUAAAAAACGAAGACGUCAAAUCUAUCAAAAUCGGUAUGUCAGGUUUAGAAAUUAAAAAGAAAUGAGAACAAGCAUGGCAUGACGAGAAUGGAGAAAUUCGAGAUGUUAGAAGGUGCAAAAUCAAUGGGUGCCGGAGCUGCUACAAUUGCUUCAGCGGGAGCUGCUGUAGGUAUCGGAAACGUAUUCAGUUCAUUAAUUCAUUCCGUGGCAAGAAAUCCAUCAUUGGCAAAACAGUUAUUCGGAUAUGCAAUCCUGGGCUUUGCUCUAACCGAGGCUAUUGCCUUGUUCGCAUUAAUGAUGGCCUUUCUGAUUCUCUUUGUUUUCUAAGUUUAUCCUUUUGAAAGGUGUAGUCUCUCCUACCUGAGGAAGAGGACGAGGCCACCCCCUUUCUUAUUAUUUUAUUAGGGGUGUGGGAAAGGAGAGAGGGAAUGCGGGCUCCU